UUUUGUGUAGUGUGUGUCUCUCUCUAAAACCCAUUUCCAGACCAAUACAUAAUACACUAUUCUAGUGAGAGAAAGACACACUGUGUUUAUGUGUGUGUGUGUGUGUAGCAUAAUAACAUAAAAAAAUAAAAAAAACACAACAAAUAGUAAUAAGAAGAUAUGUUAUUACAAACAACAACAACACACUCAUCCUCCUGUUCUACCAUUUUCUUGUCUUUUUAGAAGAUAAUGAAUAGUGCUCUUUACACCUUCUUCUCACAAGAAGAUGGUCUCUCCCCAAAAUCCUUUUAUCUUUGAUAAUUUCCUUUUCUGUGAUGAACAAGAAAACUUUGAUUUUAGCUCAUCAAAUCAUCAUUAUUCUCAAAUCUUGAAUGAUGAUAAUAAAGAUCCAACCUUUACACAACAAUACCUUUUAUGGGAUGAAGAUGAGCUUACUAGUCUUUUGUCCAAACAAAAAAGUGUUACACAUUUGGUUGUUUUUGAUGAUUUGAGACAAGAAUGUGUUGAUUGGAUGGUUAAGGUUUGUAGUCAUUAUGGUUUUGUUGCUAAAACCACCAUUUUGGCUGUUGAUUAUUUUGAUAGAUUUUUAAUCACUAGUUCUUUUCAAAAUGAUAAUAAUAAACCAUGGAUGUAUCAAUUAGUUGCUGUUGCUUCUUUGUCUUUAGCUGCUAAAGUUGAAGAGAUCCAAGCCCCCCUUUUGUUGGAUUUGCAAAUUGAAGGAACAAAGUUUGUGUUUGAGUCCAAGACUAUUAUGAAGAUGGAACUUUUGGUAUUGUCUUCUCUUGAAUGGAAGAUGAACCCUGUAACCCCUCUUUCGUUUUUCGACUACAUUAUGCGUAGGCUUAAUUUAAUGACUCAUAAUCUGCAAUACGAGUUCCUGCGAAGGUGCGAACGGAUUCUUUUAUCGGUUAUCAACGAUUCAAGGUUUCAGGGGUUUCUUCCAUCUGUGAUGGCUGCUUCUAUAAUGUGCAUUGUUAGUAAGGAGAUUGAGCCCGAUAACGUGUUAGAUUAUCAGAAUCAGCUUAUGCGGCUUCUCGAUAUAUCUGAGGAAAACUUAGCGGUGUGUUCCAAAUUCAUCACAGAUGUAUCACAUAAUCAUGGAAGUUGCUACUUCCCAACUCACAAACGGAGAUACUCUUCGGUUCCUGGAAGCCCAAGUGGUGUAGUUGAUGCGUAUUUCAGCAGUGAUAACUCCAACAACUCAUGGGCAAUUGCAUCAUCAGUGUCAUCAUCACCAGAACCUCCAUUCAAGAAGAACCGAGCUCUAGAGCAGCAAAUGAGAUUGACUCCAGCCAAUCGUGUAUCCAUCAGCGUUCUUAGCAACCCUCAUUGAGCAUCCGUUAAUCUGCUAUCUUUUAGUAUGGUAUUUAUUUUACAAUCUCUUUCUUCGGAUAUUUAUUUUAUCAGAGUAUGUUGUUAUGGUGCAAUUACAUUGUUACCCUUAAUCUAAAGCUCUGUUCUGGUCAAACCUAUGUGAUGGAAAAACACAUAUUCUACAAUACAUUUGCUUCAACUA
Messenger RNA from Erigeron canadensis, 1516 nucleotides. RefSeq names its product cyclin-D3-3. Gene Ontology annotation, biological process: mitotic cell cycle phase transition; regulation of cyclin-dependent protein serine/threonine kinase activity. Bases 266 to 1333 code for a protein of 355 amino acids. Gene Ontology annotation, molecular function: cyclin-dependent protein serine/threonine kinase regulator activity. Lineage: Eukaryota; Viridiplantae; Streptophyta; Magnoliopsida; Asterales; Asteraceae. The transcript is spliced from 4 exons. The record is from RefSeq and is a predicted model, not a curated record. Gene Ontology annotation, cellular component: nucleus; cytoplasm; cyclin-dependent protein kinase holoenzyme complex.